UAUAUACCAUGCACAUACCCCAUCGCGAUGCCCAUCUCUCGUACGAGAGAGAGAGCGACUAUACAACUCCUUGCCAUCGUCCUCCAGACCUGGGGUUGGAUGCGGGAGUAUUCUCAUCGCUCAGACUGCUGGCCAUCGUCUGAGAUGCAGCCCACAUACCACACAGCACGUCCUACCACCAACACCAUCCACGCUCAUCCCUGGCCCUUCCGUCCGGCAGCUGCACGCGCCGCAUGGCCAGCACGAUAACAUGACUGUCGACCCCCCGCCGCCCCAGCAGCAGCCCGUGGCUGUCGGCGUCGGCGAUGCUGUGCCCGCAACAGUAGCAGCAACAGCACCCGCACUGGACGCCGAAGAAGGCCAGAAAACCAAGGCCGACACGGCAGGGCAAGGCGUGGGCGCCAGUGCAAACACCAGCGACCGCAGAGACACCCGCCCUGGACACUCCACAGACGCGGACGGGGACACGGCGAUGCAGCUCGCGCCGCUAGCCGCUGGCGGACGGCAAGACCUAAGCCAAGGCGGAGGCGAAGGCCAAGCAGCGCCAAAAGGAAAUAGCGCGAAUGGAUCGCAAGAGCAGUCCGAACCUGCUUCAGCAUCAGCACCUGCGCCGCCGCCUGGGCCCCGCACCCAGUCGGCUCCAUCAGCAACGCAGCAGCACCAGCAAGCGCUGGGCGCAGGCGCCGACGAUGGAGCAGCUUCAGCAUUAGCACUAGCACUAGCACCAGCACCAGCACCAGCAGCGGCGGAUCAGGAGCCAGUUUCAGCUCCUUCACCCGAGGAGGGAGAAGUAUCAACUUCAGCAGCGCCAUCGGUGCAGCCUCCAGCUCCUCUUACGACGAAUGCCGACGCUGCGACCUCCGCUGGCCAUCUACACAAGGGCGACAUGCCAUCUGCCCCCGCUGCAGCAGCAGCAUUCGCCGUGGUGUCUGCGCAGCACGACGCACGGGUGUUGGCUGAAAAGCCGCGACAGCAGCCAGCGACAGCAACCGUAAUAGCAGUUUCUUCCGAUGCACCAGUCGCUCCUUCUCCCGCUCCGCCUCCUCCUACCAACGAGACGCUCGUCGCUCCCGCCCAACUGCCGCCAUCAUCAAUGCAUGAUGAGUACCAAGCAAAUGGCCAGCUCGAACGACAACAGCAGGAUUUACCCUUCAGCACCACAGGCGCGCCGGCGCGGCCGGGUGCCAGCGGAGACGGCUAUGUAUCAGCGGAUGGCGCAGCAGCGAGGGGCACAGCUGCGAAGGCGCCCGCGCGCCGGCCCGAAGCAUUGCUCAAGGUGGAGCACGAGGCUGAGGCCGAGGCCAAGACUAAGGUCGAAAGCGCGCAGGUUGCUGCGAGUCAGCGAGACGGCGACUCGGGGGCAAAAAAUGAAGCAGCCGGCGCGGACGCACCCACACUCGCUGCUGCUGCAGAUGUAAACGCAAACACCGACACUGCACCAGCUUCUCCACAGGAGACACUGGCCGCUAGAGGCUCAGGUGUGCAGAUUGAUGCGCGGCAGGACGGCAUAUCGCAGCUGGAACAGCCACAGCUGUCGCAGCAAGGGCUUGGCGCCCGCGCCCGCACAGGCGCAGCGGAUGCGGAAACAGAGCGCACUGCCCCCGGAAGGCGCGUUGCGGGUGCUGCAGCAGCCGUCGCACCAGCGCUGGAACCGUCUCACGUGGUCUCAAGCGCGCAGGGCCCUAUAUUGCAGGGUGUGCGCAGCGAGCGCGGCGUCGAGCACAAGGAGCUGAAGGAGAGGGAGAAUCAGAAGGAACAGGAUUCGGCGCGCGAAAGGGAGCAGGCUUCUCGUGGACGCGAGAAACCGAAAGACAAGGAGCCGACCAGCCGCGAGUGGGAUAGGGAUGGCGAUCGAAAUCGCGUGCGCGAGCGUGAGCGCGACAGAGAACGCGAAAGAGAAAGAGAAAGAGAAAGAGAAAGAGAAAGAGAAAGAGAAAGGGAAAGGCAGAUGAAUGCGAUGCGUGCGAGGAACGAAGCGCAGGCGCAGGCGGCGCUGCAGUUGCAGCGCGAGCGCGAGAUCGAGGAAGCUCGCUUGCUCUGGCUCUCUCUACCAGGCAACGAUCACCCAUCGUACUACUCGGACACGGACGCCUCUUCGCACGGCGGCCGUUCACGCGAAUCGUCCAUCUCCGAAUCGGCACUGAUCGACGCCGAGACGGAGCCGUACCUGCCCGCGCCCUCGCUACUCGCUGCUGUCACUGCUGUCCCUGUUCGACAGCAGCCGCAGCGCGGUGAGCAUGACCUCGACGAGCAACUCGAAGAGAGCGCGACGCGCGGGUCGCUAUCCGAGCCGCUGCCGCGCAGCGCGCUUGACACGGCUGGACCUGCGUCGACCCGACGUCGCGUGUGCAGGCGCGUAGACGGCGGGAACGACUACGUGCGCGGUGCUUACAGCGGUGACGCCUUCGCCGCCGUCGAUGCCGAUGAUGACAACAACGAAGAGCUUGACCUCGAUGACGAGGGCGACGACGUUGAUGACGCAGUCGAUGUAGAUCUAGAGGAUGAGGACGAGCUCGAUGCCAAGCAUCAACGGCUCUUGGAGCUGCACAAAUAUCGCCGUGGCAACCGCGGAAACAAGCUCAAGCGCAGAGAGGGCGUGCGCUGGAUGCGGACCAAGAAGCUCGGUCCUUGGACCGAGGCGAGGAACGAAAAGGAGGUCAACGACCGUAUACGCGUGCGCAUCGCCGCGUUGCAGCGCGCCGGCGUGCGAGCGCUGCUGGACGCUGCGCCGGAGCCAACGCCAAGGAUCAUGGACCCGUCCCUGUCGGAUCCACUGCCGUACGACCAGGACUCGCAGCCGGCGCUGACGUCGACGGCGCUAGCGUCGACACUGCUGCGCCCGAUGCUCAACGCGCGCGCGCUGCUUGAGAGCCACACACUCAAGCACACCUUCCGCAACCCGCACAUCGGUGCGCUGUCCAAGACAGCGCUGGACCUACGCGAGAGCGAGAGUGUCGUCGGCCGUGCUCUCGGCCGUUGCUUCGCCGCGAUGGAGGGCACGACGCUCGACGCGGAGAUCGCAGAGGAAGAGAUGUUGCGCCAGCGCGAGGCGGCGCGCCAGGCGGCGCCACCACCGGUCAUGCCCCUCGUCAUGGCAGCACCCGGGCUGGACGGUGCAGACACGAGCAGCGAGUCUGCGCGCCUGGCCAUCUUUGACAACGACGUCAUCCCUCCCAACCCAGAGCUCGACCCGGCAUUCACGCGCCUUGACAAGCUUUUUGUCACCCCUGGUGGUCUGCCCAUUCCUCUACCUGAGCCGUUGCAGCCGGGCGUCGACCCCGCGACGCAGCCGCCGCCUCCGCCGCCACAGGCUAUCCUGACGGUGACGCAACAGCAGGAGGUCGUGCGCGCCGCGCUGGACUGCCUGCACGAGCUCGCGGCGGACAGCAAGGAGUAUAUCGAGAGGCUCGACGAGGUGCGCGAGCGCCUCGCAUCCGUCAAGCAAAAGCGCAGCGUCGUUUGGCACGCGAUACGCGUCUGGGCCCUCGCGCGCGAUAAGAGGGAGCACGGAUCCUGCGGCAGUGAGGAGAGCGGUGGCGAGGACGAGGGCGACGACCUCGACUACCCUGUCUCGCUGGCGCAGAGGGCACAGCUCGCGGCGCAGGAGCGCAUGAACGGCGACAGCACGCCAUUGCGCAAGCGUGCCGCCGCAGGCGCCGCUGCCUACCUCGCUGCUGUAGACGGACCAUCUACCAGCCGUUCUGGGCCUUCUUCGAGCAAGCGAUCAAGGCACGCAUAGUAAACAACCCGCGCAAGCCUUUGUAUUCAUUCAGCACAAAAGAGAACAGUGUAUAUCAUCGGAGCCAAGUCGUUUGCCAUCAUAGUCAUAAAAUUUGACGCGAGAAAUUGGAGCUACAAAU
Tilletiaria anomala UBC 951 is the source of this 3860-nucleotide messenger RNA. RefSeq lists its product as uncharacterized. Lineage: Eukaryota; Fungi; Basidiomycota; Exobasidiomycetes; Georgefischeriales; Tilletiariaceae. The record is from RefSeq and is a predicted model, not a curated record. Bases 251 to 3739 code for a protein of 1162 amino acids. The transcript is spliced from 3 exons.